Molecule: messenger RNA, 2627 nt
Organism: Rhincodon typus (whale shark)
Lineage: Eukaryota; Metazoa; Chordata; Chondrichthyes; Orectolobiformes; Rhincodontidae
Product: E3 ubiquitin-protein ligase RNF183-like
Exons: 2
Coding region: 90-521 (143 amino acids)
Biological process (GO): protein ubiquitination
Molecular function (GO): ubiquitin protein ligase activity
Source: RefSeq, a predicted model, not a curated record
AUGAAUGAGUCAUCACCCGGGAACUCUCCUUAUAAAAGGAAGGGUUGGCUUGCUCUCUCACUCAUAAAGCUCCUGUUCAUUCCUGGAGAAUGCCUGCAGACACAGAGUGCAGCAUCUGCUACUGUCCCUAUGCCAGAGGAGCUCGAUGCCCCAGGGUCCUGCCUUGUGGGCAUACCUUCUGCAGCCAAUGCCUCCUCGCCCUCCUGUCCUUGGCGGAGCCCGGGAACUCAGGCCUCUGCCAGCUCCUUUGCCCCCUGUGCCGUCGGCCUGCCCAGGCCUGGCCAGAGGGGGACAAGCUCCCGUUCCCCGUGGACCCGGCUCUUGAUGAGCUGAUGCCGACCAAAGGAGGCCUGGAGUCAGGUGUCGAGGGGCCGAGGGCAGCUGCCAAACGAGGGCCCAAGUGGUGGGUGAAGAGCCUGAAGAGGAAGCUGGGCCUUCGGGGUCUGAGACACUCAAGCACUGAUGCUCUGUGUGUGAACAUGCGCGAUAUGGUUCUGAUGGCGAGUUUUCAUUUGAUGUGAGCCCGAAGACAGCCUAACCCUAACCAAACCACCCCUGCCCUGGCGUGAAGCUGGAACAUAUGACAGACUAAUCGGGGCCAAACAGAGAGCCCAGGGACCAGCAAAGGACGGUCAAAGUCCAUUCCCCGCAAGGACGACUGAGAUUGUGUGAGCAGCCAGUUUCCCACUGUACCUGACACACUCUCCCAUCCUCCAAAAGCAAAACCAAAAACUAACCCUUCCUGGAAGAGGAGGUGCUUUGGCCUUCAUCAUUUCUUUCUCAGGCAGCAGGCUGAGAUCAGCCAGAACCCGAUGUCAAGUGACCGUGGGACCCACAGUAGGGGUUAGCUUCAGGCCCAGGCCUACGUUGCUUUGCUCAAAACUGGGCCUCUGAUAAGAGCGUUUAUGAUUUGUUCUUUCAUUUUGUUUUGUUUUGAGGGUGACACUGGUGGAAAAGUGUGUGAUCUAUCCCUGGAGUGUAAUAUUUGUGCCAGGUUUUAUGGUGAGUUUGAGUCCCUGAAUAUAAACCGAGGUAGUCUUUCAACCCCCAGCUCCCCGCAAAUUGUCACCACACCAUCCUGUUACCAUGAGCGACACUGAAGACGUUUAACUGAUGCUAACUACCUAGCAUUGCGGCUUGGGUUUUGUUUUAGAGUGGUGUUUUGAUGUUGGCAUGGCAACGGCUCACUGGUCUGCCUCAGUUUCAUAGAAAUCAUAGAAUCCCUACAGUCUGGAAGCAGGCCAUUUGGCCCAUCAAGUGUACACCAAUCCUCUGAACAGCAUCUCACCUAGACCCAACUCCACCCACCCUAUCCCUGUAACCCUGCAUUUCCCAUGACCAAUCCACCUAGCCUGCACAUCUUUAGACCGUGGGAGGAAACCGGAACACCUGGAGGAAACCCAUGCAGACACAGGGAGAAUGUGCAAACUCCACACAGACAGUCGCCUGAGGGCGGAAUUGAACCUGGGUCCCUGGCACUGUGAGGCAGCAGUGCUAACCACUGUGCCUCCCCAUGUGGCAUAUUUCCAAAUCCGUGAGUCAUAAUGUUUUCCAGCACAGGGGAAACGACUCGUUAAUGUUUCAUCAGCUUUUCAACUGGCCAGAUUGCCAAAAUGCUUCAGAAAAUACGCACCAGCUUUGGAAGAGCUCAAAGCCUGUGGCAGAGCCUGUCUCGACACAGGAACAGGGCUGUAGUCCGGGGACGGAGGGGGGUCCUAUUCAUGCAGUAGGAGAAGGGAAUGAAAAAAAUACCAAAUUCAAGUUCUGAUGAAGAGGCACCAGACUCGAAACAUUGACUCUGCCCAACCACCUGAGUUUUGCCAGUAAUUUCUGCUUUUGUAACCAAAUUCUAAAACUGAUUAUUACUGGGCUAUCAGCAAUUGUUAUUAUGCCCACUCCCUUCCCAGUUUUAUGACAUGUUUUUGUUUACCUCCCUAGCAAACCAGUCAACUAGCCCCUUUUCCUAAAUCCAAUCUUUAAAUAGUUAACAAACUGAAGAAAAUUGGCAGGGGUGGGGGAAGAAUGCAUUUUUUAAACAUAAAAACACUCGACCCACAUUUUACUUCCUUUUGAUUAAGCAAUAUUGGAAUCGUGUGGUUGAAGGUCAGCAAUGUUGGGCUAAAUGGCUGCCUACUUCUACUGUUUAAGUUUAUGAUUAUUUAGUUAUGGACAGGGAAAUCCCCUUGUGGUUCCAGAGGAAAGCUAUCAGUUCCUCCCACGUCAGCUACAAGCAUGGACACAAUUAAGAAUAAUCCCUUCUUGUAUCCUGAAUAACUUCAUCAUCCUGUACGGUUGUAAACAACGCACACCAAAGGGCUUUACUGGUUAGAAAUGGUCAAAUCGAAGGACCUAAUGUGUGCUACCAUUGAGGUCAAAUUUCACCCCAUAGUCAAGUUCAUUCGUGCUUUGCUGAGCAGCAAGGAUAGCAAUGUUACAACCUAUGAUUUCCAAUCUUGGCUCCUCAGUAUUAUCUUGCAUUUUGUAGUGAAUUGCUUUGUGACUUAACCAGCACUGUAAAUCAUAUCAUAUUGGUAUAUGUACAGAAUUUGUAUCAAACUGGAAGAAAAUAAUUGUGUAUUUAAUUGUUAUUAAUUGUUUUUUAACAAAUAAAAAGACUUCUUGUGAAA